AUGUCGGCUACUACUACAACCCCUACAACUACUACAACCCCCACAACUACAACAACCCCUGAGACUACUACAACCCCUACAACUACAACAACCCCUGAGACUACCACAACCCCUACAACUACUACAACGACUACAACAACUACUACUCCAACUACCUCAACCUCUACUACUACAACACCAACUACGACUACUACAUCAUCAACAACAACCACUACAACUACUCCAACAACAACAACCACAUCUACAACCACCACUACCCCAACAACCACAUCUACAACCACCACGACCCCAACUACUACAACACCAACUACGACUACUACACCAUCAACAACAACUACUCCAACAACAACAACCACAUCUACAACCGCCACGACCCCAACUACUACAACACCAACUACGACUACUACACCCAUCAACAACAACCAACUACAACCACUCCAACAACAACAACCACAUCUACAACCACCACAACCCCCACAACCACUCGAACUUCUACAACUACUGCGCCAUCUACAAGUAAGUCCAGUAGAAGGUCAAGCAUCGUCCCUUAUGACCACGAUCUGCUCAGAUGUCACUCCUUCCUCAUCAGAAGCGGCGUGCCCUUCAGGAUAUGCGUUUCACGGAGGUGUUAAGCAAAACAAUGGCGUGAUUGACAAAUCACGUGCUGCAAGUUGA
Messenger RNA from Macrobrachium nipponense, 675 nucleotides. RefSeq names its product integumentary mucin C.1-like. The transcript has 4 exons. The record is from RefSeq and is a predicted model, not a curated record. Lineage: Eukaryota; Metazoa; Arthropoda; Malacostraca; Decapoda; Palaemonidae. The coding region runs from base 1 to 675 and encodes 224 amino acids.